ACUGGUAACAUUAAAAAUUUAAUUUCACGUGUUUUGUGUUUAUAUUUUUCUUAUCCUCAAAUAAAUCCAUUUAUUGUGUUCAAAUGGAAUCUUUAAGUGCUGAAGUACCACCAGAAGUAGAAAAUAAAAUUAUGGAAGUCGAGGAAAGUGUGGAAAAUGUGAUGGAACCCGAGGAAACAGCAGCUGAAAAUGGGAAGGAGGAAGUCGAAAAAGCCGGCGAGGAAUUCGCGUAUUUGGAGCGAAAUGAGUUUACAUCGGAAAUUUAUAAAAUUGAAGUGAAAAACCUUGGCUAUUUUGGUAUUGGGGAGUUCAAGAAGCUCUUGAGAAACACACUCAAAUUCGACAUGACGAAAAUCAAGGCUCCGACCCGAAAAGAGUUUGCUUUUGUUUGCUUUCGCAGUUUGGAGGACCAGCAGAGGGCAUUGGAGACCCUAAAUGGAUAUAAGUGGAAGGGAAAGGUCCUGAAAGCACAUUCUGCCAAGGCCUCCGCUGAUCCUCUCCAGAAAAAGCGAGCAGCCGAAGAUCAGGAGUCGGAAAGAAAGCCCAAAAAGCAGCGCACUGCAGUAGAGGCCACGUGUCCAUUGUCCCAUAUUCCUUACGACCAACAACUCAAACAGAAAUCAGAGGAAAUGUCUGCACUUUUAGCAAAAUAUACCCAAGAGCUCAGGCGCAUUAAUCCGCGGGCAAAGCCCCAUCUGGAUAAAUUCAAAUUCCAAGAGGUUCUUCCCUCUCCCACUGUCGAUGGUUACAGAAACAAAAACGAGUUCACCGUGGGAAAGAACUCGGCGGGAGAAUUAGUGGUGGGAUUUAGAUUGGGUUGCUAUAGCGAUGGAUCUGUAGAAGUAGCUGAGGUCCAGGAUUUGCCACAUCUACCAGUGCAAGCCAAAUGGGCUGCUCUCAGUUUCCAAGAGUUUGUAAGGAAGUCGAAGUUCCUGCCCUUCAAUCCAGAUGGAAAUGUAGGUCACUUCCGGCAGCUCAUGGUACGGUGUUCAAGCGCCACGGGCGAAUUAAUGUUGGUAGCGGGAGUAUACUCUUCGAAUUUAAGUGAAGAUGAACAAACUGAACUGAAACAGGAACUCAAAUCUUUCUACGAUGAGGCUGAUAAAGAUGCCCCCUAUAAAUGCACCUCCUUGUAUUACCAAGAUGUCAAACAUCGGGAAGCAGGACAGAUGAUAAAUCCAGUGGAGCAUAUCUCCGGCAGCACACAUAUCACAGAUACCAUACAGGGUCUUCAGUUCCGAAUUAGCCCGUUGGCCUUUUUCCAAAUAAACACAGAAGGAGCAAAUGUAUUGUAUCAAAAGGCCAUUGAUUUAGUUGCUCCUACGAAGGAUACUACCAUGUUGGAUAUCUGCUGUGGCACUGGAACUAUUACCCUCGCUUUUGCCAAGCACUGCAAAAAAGUUAUGGGUGUGGAAAUCGUCCCUGAUGCCACUAAGGAUGCCGAAUUUAAUGCCGAGGCGAAUGGAAUCAAGAACUGCAAAUUCUUUACCGGAAACGCAGAUGACUUUAUCAAGAGCAUGGUGCGCGAAGCUCUCUAUGAACAGGAGGUGGGCAAACCUGUGGACCUCAUUGCCGUGGUUGAUCCUCCUAGAGCUGGAUUGCAUCACCGCUCUAUAGCCGCCAUCCGAUCAGCGGAUGCUAUUAACCGACUGGUUUACGUAUCCUGUAAUCCACACAGUGCCAAAAGGAAUUUCAUCGAGCUGGCCAGACCGGAAUCAAAGCAAUAUAAAGGAGAACCAUUCUAUCCGAAGUCCGCGGUGGCCGUUGACAUGUUUCCCCAUACAACGCACACCGAGCUGGUCAUUCUGUUCGAGCGUGAGCCAAAGACAAAGGCGGAUGAGAAGCCAGCGCCAGAGGAAGCGGCUGCAGAGUCAAAGUCUGAGACAACCGCAGAUGCUGUAGGCGGGGAAAACACCGCAUCUUCAACGUGACGUGUUUGUUGCCGGGUCAGGCGCGAUUCGCUCAGACACCAAACACCCAGAUGCCUCAUUACCUCCUAUCUGACGCGUUGCUAGCGUCUAUCAUUGUCUCUCUUUG
Drosophila eugracilis is the source of this 2037-nucleotide messenger RNA. RefSeq names its product tRNA (uracil-5-)-methyltransferase homolog A. Lineage: Eukaryota; Metazoa; Arthropoda; Insecta; Diptera; Drosophilidae. The transcript has 4 exons. Gene Ontology annotation, molecular function: RNA methyltransferase activity; RNA binding. The record is from RefSeq and is a predicted model, not a curated record. The coding region runs from base 84 to 1931 and encodes 615 amino acids. Gene Ontology annotation, biological process: RNA processing.